AUGUUGCGCAACAACACCGUGACACUGCAAGCCCGAGAUGUUCUGGCCCUGGGAGGACACAAAUGGUCGCAAAUGGAACCGGCGCGUUACCAAGAACUCGUACAAGCGGCCUUGCAGCAGGGCGUUACGACUCUGGAAGCGGGACAAGACGGAGGAGAAGCCGCGUUACUGCAGGCCUACCAGCACGCACAAAUGCACCAGCUCACCGGGACGGACCGUCCGAACAACCAAGCCGUCACUGUCUUGACCCGUGUGGGCUACCGGACCAUUGCACCGCCUCGGGGUGAAGCGGAUGUCGUCGCCAGCGCUAGCCAGAACGACGAUGCCGUCCGAUCCACCACCCACAGUCCGGCUACCUUCUUUUUGCCACUCGAUAUUCACGUAGAAGAUAUCCCCGCUCCGGAAAGUACGGAUCCCAAGGCCGCCACCAAAUCGCAAGUCGUCCACAACGUCGGUAAGGAAUAUCUGCAAAAAGCCAUACGAGCCUCGCCACUACUGAAUACCACUACGCCGCACGAUUUACGCAUCGUUCCGUUACUGCACAAUCCCGAAGUCCAAGUCAUCCUCAUGCAAGAUAAAUCCCCCGAACAACGACAAAAUCGCCUCAAGGAACGCUUGCAGGAUGCCUUUCUGGCCCUGGAAGAACAAAUCCAAGCUGGCACCAUUGCCUCCUACGGCAUUGCCAGCAACGGACUCGGAUUACCGUCCACCCAUCCCCUCCACUUGGACUACCGCACCAUACUCCAAGCCGCCGCACACGUUCGUGAUACCUUGGGACACGCCGUCCGGCUAUCCGUAGUACAAAUACCCGCCAACGUUUUGGAGACCAACGGUUUGGCGGUCGCGCGCGACCUCCACGCCGCCGUUUCCGCCGACCCUGACCUCCUCCCGCACCUGGAACUCCACUGCAUGCGCCCACUCACGUGCUAUCCCGACGCAGGAACCGGCACCGGACACCCCUUUGUCGUUGCCGAUUACCAAAUACCAGCCACCAUGGAAAAGAAACUCAGCUGGACGAACGAAAUGACUGCGCCACCAGAACUCUACGACGUGGCGCUGAAAAGCGCCCUGCAACACUUUGAUGCCGAAGAAAUCUUGCAAGCCAAACAGGACGGAAUCGAACUUUCGGCCGAUCAGCGGGAGACACUCGACGGCUGCAAACUAUUGCAAAGUUUAUUGCACGAUGUCGACGUGGGUUUGGACAAUCUACGUUCGUUCCGAGCCCACGAACACGACCUCUACCAAAAGAUUAUCCCUCUCAUUCACGACACGUUCGAAUCCUACGACGACGAAACGGCCCGUGUCCUGCAAAGCUUUUUCGCUGCCUAUAGUAUGGCGGUGCGGUACGCAAUUGCUCGGAAUACCCGCAAGUUGCUCCAACACGGCGAAAACCAUGGGAAACGUACUAAAGAGGUCCCCGUAUACGAAGAUUUGCCUCCCACCACGCGACUGCAAGAAUUCGGACUCGAUUUUGUUCUGAAAGCAAAGGUCUUUGACAAGCUGGUGGUGGGUUGUCGGCAGCCGGAUCAAAUCCUGGACGAUUUAGAUAUUGUACAACGAUUUCUGGAUGGCAAAUUAAACGUCAUGGAGGAGAAAGACACGCAAGACCAAUCGACGACCGAUCAAUGA
Phaeodactylum tricornutum CCAP 1055/1 is the source of this 1629-nucleotide messenger RNA. RefSeq lists its product with no specific name. The coding region runs from base 1 to 1629 and encodes 542 amino acids. The record is from RefSeq and is a predicted model, not a curated record. Lineage: Eukaryota; Bacillariophyta; Bacillariophyceae; Surirellales; Neidiaceae. The transcript is spliced from 2 exons.